Brassica oleracea var. oleracea is the source of this 1577-nucleotide messenger RNA. RefSeq lists its product as uncharacterized. Gene Ontology annotation, cellular component: piccolo histone acetyltransferase complex. NCBI's taxonomy places the organism in Eukaryota, Viridiplantae, Streptophyta, Magnoliopsida, Brassicales, Brassicaceae. Gene Ontology annotation, biological process: regulation of transcription by RNA polymerase II. The record is from RefSeq and is a predicted model, not a curated record.
AAAUGAGUCGGCUCUCUUUCCGUCCGCGGCCACUGGACAUUCACAAGAAGCUUCCGAUUUUGAAAUCGUAUAAAGACUUUGAAGACGACGACACGCCAACUAGGAACCCUCAGCUGCUGCGUUUAGCUUCUUCCGUAGAGCUUGACCAUGAGGUGUCUCCAGUGCCAAGUAAGAAGCUUGCUUCAGAGAUACCAACGCCUCAGUUUGUUGUUGUGGACACGUAUGAACGAGAUUAUUCUCCGACGUUUGGUCAACCUGCUUCUUAUCUACGUGCAAGAGGAGCUCGGUCUGAGCUUGGAGAGUUUGUGGAGUAUGAUCUUGACAAUGAGGAUGAUGACUGGCUUUAUGAGUUUGAUAAAGAUAACAAGCAGCUUUCGCCUGAAAUGUUUGAGAGCAUUAUUUUUAAACUAGAGGUGUUGGACCACAAGACGCGGGAAAGGGCAGGAGUUAUUACACCUACCCUUGGCUCUCCAGUUUCUGUGCUUUUGCAGCUUGAUGGUGCUAUUGAGGCGCUGCAAUCACUGUCUAUUAAUUAUGGAGUCUUCCAGGCUAUCUUCAACUACUGGAAAGACAAGCGCAAAAGAUGGCAGAAGCCUAUCUUACGGCGUUUGCAGCCUCCUCCACCGGUCAAUGACACCAAUCCCUACAAUGUGUUUAGGCCGAGGGAGAAAGCUCACAGACUCCACACAAGAAGGAUGCAGAGGAGAGAAAACAAUGUGCAGUCAUUUGAAAAGCUUCGACAGGUUAGACGCAAUCUUGACCAAGCGAAGACCAUUCUGGAGGCUCUCAUUAAGAGAGAAGAAAAGAAGAGGGAUGUCAUGGAUGGCGAGGUUAGCCUUCAAAGAAUGCAACUCCAAUACAGGCAUGAAACAGAGCUCUUGGAAGAUACCUUGGGUCUGCCUGGGUUUCCACCAGCUACAACAUCUUACAAAUUUGGCUCAAGCGACGAGGAGUUCAUGGACUCAGAUGACUACACUAGCACCCAUGUACGCGCAAGACCUUCCCUUAUCCCCAACUCUCGUUUCACAAACUCAAACCUCAAUGUAUCUCAACACGGAGGCAUAAAACAAGAAGUUAGAAGACGACACUCGCACCACAAUUGGCUUCACAAACUAGAUCCAAAUGAACCGGUCAUGCUGUUCACGAAACCGCUGGUUCCUGAGAAACUAGCAGCUGCAGGGAUCGUUCCUCCAGCACCUGAUGCAACCUCCGGUGGUCAACAACCUCAAAGGCGGUUUCAGGGGAGGAUAGGGCGUGGUGGAAGGAUAAUAUUCGAUAGAUGGAAUCCUUUGAUGCAAUCUCACAUCAACUGUGGAAACUCUCUCUACAUUGCACCAAAUCACCGUUCUACCAACUUCAACUGAAACGCACAAUCUUUUUUUGUAAAGAAUCUUCAGUGAUGAAGAUGUGUAAUGUAAUAACUCGCAAGCACUUUGCGACUCUAGUUUAAAUUGUUAAUUUUUUUACUGUAUUCGAUUCGGUUUUAAUUUAUAAUCCGGUUAUGUCACCGGUUCAGAAAACUAUUAGCUACUGUUGUCAGGGACUAAAUUAUAAUAAUAUCUUAAUUUCGGGACUAA